CCAGAGCCCGCGCGUGCGCCGUGCGCAGGCAGCGCACCCGGGCUUGGGCGCUGAGCGUGCGGGCUGGGAGUCGGCGGGAGUCUCAGUGCUGCUGGGGGCGAGUCUAUAGCGUGAGGUGCCCUUGAGCUGAAGACCAUGAACCGCAGCCGCCAGGUGACGUGCGUGGCCUGGGUCCGCUGCGGCGUGGCCAAAGAGACUCCGGACAAGGUAGAGCUUAGUAAAGAAGAAGUAAAACGUCUCAUUGCUGAAGCAAAGGAAAAAUUACAAGAAGAAGGUGGCAGUGAUGAAGAGGAGACAGGCGAUCCUUCGGAAGAUGGCAUGCAGAGUGCACGUACCCAGGCACGACCAAGGGAACCCCUGGAAGAUGGUGACCCAGAGGACGACAGGACGUUGGAUGACGAUGAACUGGCCGAGUAUGACCUAGAUAAAUACGAUGAGGAAGGUGACCCAGAUACUGAAACUCUUGGUGAGUCUCUUUUGGGUCUUACAGUCUAUGGAAGUAAUGAUCAAGAUCCUUAUGUUACUCUGAAGGAUACGGAACAAUAUGAACGUGAAGAUUUCUUGAUCAAGCCCAGUGACAAUCUCAUAGUCUGUGGCAGAGCUGAACAAGACCAGUGCAAUUUAGAGGUGCAUGUUUAUAAUCAGGAAGAAGAUUCUUUUUAUGUGCAUCAUGAUAUACUGCUGUCUGCAUACCCUCUAAGCGUGGAAUGGCUGAAUUUUGAUCCUAGCCCAGAUGAUUCUACAGGAAAUUACAUUGCUGUGGGAAAUAUGACUCCUGUUAUUGAAGUGUGGGACCUUGAUAUAGUGGACUCUUUAGAGCCAGUCUUCACACUUGGAAGUAAACUAUCAAAAAAGAAGAAAAAGAAAGGAAAGAAGAGUUCCUCAGCAGAGGGGCAUACCGAUGCUGUCCUGGACCUUUCUUGGAAUAAGCUGAUCAGAAACGUGUUGGCAAGUGCAUCAGCUGACAACACUGUAAUUCUGUGGGAUAUGUCCUUGGGGAAACCAGCAGCUAGCCUUGCCGUACACACAGACAAGGUCCAGACUCUGCAGUUUCAUCCAUUUGAAGCACAGACUCUGAUUUCUGGAUCCUAUGAUAAGUCAGUGGCUUUGUAUGACUGCCGAAGUCCAGAUGAAAGCCAUCGGAUGUGGCGUUUCAGUGGGCAGAUUGAGAGAGUGACUUGGAAUCACUUUUCACCUUGUCAUUUUUUGGCCAGCACAGAUGACGGCUUUGUGUAUAAUUUGGAUGCACGUUCAGAUAAGCCAGUUUUUACACUCAAUGCACACAAUGAUGAAAUCUCCGGUCUUGAUCUAAGUAGUCAAAUCAAGGGCUGUCUUGUGACAGCAUCAGCAGACAAAUAUGUGAAAAUCUGGGACAUAUUAGGAGACAGGCCAAGUCUGGUUCACUCUAGAGACAUGAAAAUGGGAGUUCUCUUCUGUUCUUCCUGUUGCCCCGAUUUGCCAUUUAUUUAUGCUUUUGGAGGUCAGAAGGAAGGACUUCGGGUCUGGGAUAUAAGCACAGUCUCAUCAGUAAAUGAAGCAUUUGGAAGACGAGAGAGGCUUGUUCUCGGCAAUACAAGAAGUUCAUCUAUUAGUGGCCCUUUUGGGAGCAGGAGCUCAGACACACCAAUGGAGUCUUAAUGAGGAUCAUAAACUUUUUAUUACUUUAACUCCGCUUUUUAAAAAGCUAGCCUAAAAACAUCCAUGUAUGGCCACAGCCAUGUAGUGACUGAAACAAAUUUCAUCUUCUGCCAGACAUUCUCCUGCAGCUAUGGGGCAGCACAAACAGGGUUGAUCUUUGUGCUUGCCUUUUAAAUGUGGUGUUUAGGGCUCCCACUGCAUUUCUUAAAGAGGGUAAUAAAAACAAAAAAAGUAUUUAAAAAAUAAUUCCUUAAAUAUGCCAUCGUGUCAUAGGUAACCUAGGUUUGUAAAAUAGUCAUUUAUGGAAUUUUAGAAGAACAAUGAUUUGGCCAAGAUUUCACACUAGCCAUGAACACCCAGGAAUUGUUCUUCCUGAGUUGAUUGUUCUCCAGUUGAUGUUCAUGAUUUCAGAAAUGUUCUCUAUGCUACUCGUAAAGUUUAAUCACUAAAUUAAAAGUGGCCUGCCUUCCCCCCCCCCCCC
Felis catus (domestic cat) is the source of this 2119-nucleotide messenger RNA. RefSeq names its product PWP1 homolog, endonuclein (gene PWP1). Gene Ontology annotation, biological process: rRNA processing. Gene Ontology annotation, molecular function: protein binding. Bases 136 to 1638 code for a protein of 500 amino acids. The record is from RefSeq and is a predicted model, not a curated record. NCBI's taxonomy places the organism in Eukaryota, Metazoa, Chordata, Mammalia, Carnivora, Felidae. Gene Ontology annotation, cellular component: nucleus. The transcript has 15 exons.